Hydatigera taeniaeformis is the source of this 600-nucleotide messenger RNA. The record is from the annotation of a GenBank genome assembly. NCBI's taxonomy places the organism in Eukaryota, Metazoa, Platyhelminthes, Cestoda, Cyclophyllidea, Taeniidae.
AUGUGCAAUUCUUUGACCCGAACCGAAGUACUCGAAAUAGCCUUUAAGCUCAUCAGAAACACCGCAGCCUCCAACGCUGCAUUGCUAUGGAGUUCAAUGAAUUCCAACAUCAAUCAUAUCCCUCAAGCUAUGUCAAUGAACGACUUGAUGAAACCAAAACCAUCCGUUCGCUGUGGAUGCUGGAAAUGUCGUGGCCGUACUGUCAAUGAAGUUGAGGCCGAAAAAGCAAUUAACGAGGUUGUAACCUAUCUCGAUUCCGUCUUGGAAGAGUUUGUCUUUUACUUCCACCAAAACCGAAAAUUUGGCAGGAAUGAAUCAACCCCCAGAAGUGAAAGAAAAUAUGAUUCUUCUUUACCUUUACGACUCUCCAUCGACGACGAUGAUGGUGAUGGUAAUGAAUGUGCGCCCUCAAGUGUUGUUUGUAGCUCAAUUGACUCUCCUCCUUGUGUUGACGACGAACUCGUGUCGGACUACGCAGUACAGGAGAAAAUUAUAGAUCAGGGUUCACCUACUCGAAGAAUUCACAAACUUCACAUCGAUACGGAAAUCACGUACAGGCAAAACUUCUUACCAAAUUCACUAGUGGCGUCUACUCUUUGA